AUGAUCUCAUGUGGUGUUCUAUAUGUUCCAAUUGGUUGCCAAGGGUCUCGCAAUGAAAAUUUGCAAUGGAGAAUAUCUUUUUCUGUAGCAGAAAAAAUUCUAAUAUUUUCCUUCACUCAUGUACAAUUAUUAUGUUAUGCUUUGUUAAAGUUAUUGGUAAAAGAAAUUGUGGAAAAGCACGAUGAUUUAAAAACAUUAUUGUGUUCUUAUUUUCUGAAAACCUUGAUGUUUUGGAUUUCAGAAGAAUUAGAUCCUUCAAUUUGGAGUCCAGACAAAAUAAUUCAAUGCUUCAUGGCAUGUUUAAAGAGACUCAUAUACUGUGUAGAAUAUUCAACAUUAUUACAUUAUUUUAUUCCUGAUCAUAACUUAUUUUAUUUACGAUUUGAUGUUGACAAAAAAGACAAAGUGAUCAGCAUCCUAAAGAAUUUAUUUGAAAAAGGGAUAUACUGUUUUGCUCGGUCAGAGACUCUGUUUGAUAUAAUCGAACUACCUUUGACCGCCACGGAUUCGUCAAUAAGUAGACGUGUUGCAACACUGCAUGAAAUUAUUAGCACUUCAUUUACUCUUUUUUUAAACCGACCUCUUAAUCUGCUAUAUCAUUUUCUACAUCAUGCAAGCACUAGUAUAUCAAAAAGUAUCUUUUUUGAAAUGCUAACAGUUGCACACCAAAUCGUACCGCAAAUAUCACAGAAUCAACCGAGAUCAAACAACAAACAUCAAUACGACAAGUACAAACGUGACCUCAGUCAUCUGAUGAUUGGUACAAAUUCGGAUGCAGUAGCUGGUUGGCUCGUAUUAGCCUCUUUCUUUUAUGGUAAUGAAAAUUACUUGCUUUCAUUGGAUAUCAUCAAUCAUGCAUUCAGGAAAUGUACAAGUGAAAAAAUGUAUCCCUGGCAAAUCGGUUUAGAUCAAACCCAGGAAUAUCUGCUACACUUGCUGAAACAAACCGAACUUUGCACAAUAUCAAAAGCAUUGACAGUCAAGUAUCCUAAAUUUAUUUACAACUCAUCAAUUAGUCCACAAGAACUACAAUUAACCGUAAACGAACAAGCUAUUCCUUUUCAUCCUAUAAUAUUUGCACAUUUCCUGAGUUUCCUGUGCUAUUACCAUCUGCAUAACGUAAGAUCAUGCAAACAGUCUUUGCUUCAAUUACGACAAGAAAUUAUAAAACAUUUUACUACUAAUCUAUUUAAUUUAUAUUCUGAACCAUUGUUCAUUAUUUGUCUUGGCAUAGCUCAUGAGAUGCUUGCUGAAACAGACUCAGCAAGACAAUGUUUCCUUCUAGCCGCUCAUAAAGAUGAACAUAGUUUAUCCAAUGCAGCAAUGAGACUGUCCAAUUGCAAUGUAGACUAACUUAUACGCUUAAUAAACAUGGCCUUUAAUUUAAUUUAAUUUAUCUAUUGCCAAAAGUAAGAACUGGUAGCAUAAUUCGCGAGAUGUUUUCAUGCAUAAAACGCCAAUGUCAUUUGCUUACUUGUGGAUUUUGGUUAAGAAUCAUAUAUAAUGUAAAUUCAGAUAUUAUUGCGUGCAUUUAUUAUUGAAAUUUUUGAGGAAUACACAAAGAUGUGAGACUAGUUAUUGCGAUUUCAGAAAAUUUUUAUUUGAUAUUAGAAUGCGAGUUCUUACUAUAGGAUACCAAUCAGUUGCAUUAUUGCAUUAUUCGUAUUAAAUAAAACCUGACAUUAAUUUCUGAAUACUGUAAACCAACUAAUUUUCGUGGGCGAUUAAUUUUUGCGACUUUCGCGAGUAGAAAAAUAAAGCGAAAAUAAAUAGUUGCGAAUUUGUAAAACUUGGAUCUUUAUUUACUUAAAUACAUCAAGUAAUUUUAAUAAAACCCUUUUUAAAUCGCCUUAAAGAGGACUAGGAAGGCCGAAAUGCGAAAUAAAGUACCCGCUAAAAUAAGUUGGUUUAUAGAACUUCCUUAAAAGAGGGACGAAAGAUGUCAGAGGGACAGUCAAACACAUAGAUCGAAAACAAACUGACAACGCCAUGGCCAAAAAUAAAAAGACAAACAGACAAAUAAUAGUACAGAUGACACAACAUAGAAAACUAAAGACUAAGCAACACGAACCCCACCAAAAACUGGGGGUGAUCGCAGGUGCUCCGGAAGGGUAAGCAGAUCCUGCUCCACAUGUGGCACCCGUCGUGUUGCUUAUGUUAUUACAAAUCUGGUAAGUAGUCUAUUUCGGUAGGUCACAUUCGUGAAAAAGGAAGGGUAUUGUAGUUACGACAUAAGGAACAUAUCCGAUAUCAUCUGUGAAACGGUUAUUCCAUAACGGUCAACCAACUCGUGAUGGCGUCCGUAAAAUUUACGAAGAGAUGAUUUCAACCAUUUUGAACUCUUGGUUUAAUAGCUUCCUUGUGAGCAGCAAUCCUCUAUCACGGAAAUCAUGAUAGGAAAUACAAGCCCGGGAAUAUCGUAUCAAUUGGGAGAUAUUUACUCCGUAUGCAGGCGCUGCUUCAAUGUUGCUACAUAGAAAGUUCACAAUUGGGAAGCUGUAAUCAUCUCUUUUGUCGUAAAGUUUUGUUUCCUUAAUAUUAUACAAUUUCCAAAUUUUGUUUUGAAUAGGUCAAUGACAAAACAAUUAAUAUUUAACAGCUUGAUUGUUUUUUGUUUGGCAUUCACUUCAUCUCAAUUCACAUUCUUGAUCUAAUUUAAUGAUCAACAUUUUGAAUAAGAACUUAUACAAAACAGUGUUAGGGUGUUUGCUGGGGUCAGGGAAGGGUGUCCAUUUGCAAGAGAAUAGUAGAUUAACGAAUUCUGUCUUAAUGAAACUUGUUCAACUGAAGAAAGUAUGUCAAAAGAGGUUUUUUAGGGUCGUCGCCGUUUAUUACUUGUUUUCUAUUCUGAAAUAGGUUAAAAAUAACUUGCUGAUUUUAUUACAUCUGGAUAGUUGUCAUAAUUUUUGCUACCAAUAUUUCCGAUUAUUUGAGUUUCAAUCUCACUGGAAAACAAUUUGUUAUGCUGUGCAAUUCUUUAAAAAGUGGUACAUAUAAAUAGAACCCAAUGAAGUUAUAUUGAUUUAUCACCCUUAAAAUCACGAGUAAAUUAAAAAUUAGAACAAGCGUAAUAAUUUUCUAUUCUCUUUAUUCUUUAUGAUAAAUCCUUUCAAAAUGAAUGCUAUGAAAUAUUUUGUUUUUUGAAAAAUAUUACAGAAAAGUUUUGUUUCUUGGUUGGAAGUUACUGUAAUGAGAUAAAAAAAAAUUGGGUGAAGGGUAAUUCAUGAAUAAGUGUAUGACAUACGUUAGGUUUAGCAUACAUGAGUGGUCAUGUCACAUUUUGAACUGGAAUGUUCUCUUAACUUGUUUCCAUUUAUCUCUAAUAUCUUGCCUGCUGAUAUUAGAAAUUUCCCCCUAGAGAUUAUAAUCUUGCGCCGAUAAUUGUCAACUAUCAAUGUGCUAUUUAGAUUAAGAAUUGGAUUGAUGCUCUGUAGACAGAUUUGUGAUUUUUUAGAGAUCCCUUUACCAGUUGUAUUGCAAGGCCUACAAUUUUCAAAUUUGUGAUUUUUCUUUCAGAUUCUGACCAAUUCAACCAUAGUCAUAGUUUUAAAUGUCCUAUAAAUGUCUCCAUUGCACUUUCUUGAUUUCUGUUAUAAUAAUUUUUGCAUUUGUCACAUAUUCCUAGAUCCUUUCUGUUUUUUGACAAAAUGAUUUAAAUGUAUUUAAUUGCAUUGGUGGAUAUUUGUGCAUAAAAAGAUGAUAUUAUUGUUUGAAUGAUAAUAAGGAAUAAAAAAGGUGAUUCCAAGUAGUUUGCUCUGAUUUACAAGAUGGGUUUUUAUACUGGUUGAUAGAUGUGGAAUCCUUUGUUAACCUUAAAAUAUUCACUAAAUUGUAGAUAUGCAUUGCAAAUGUUUAAAAUACUUUUCAAAGUGUGUGUAUAAUGCUGAUAUUAUAGCUAUGUCUUCGUGUAAAAUUAAAUUAUGUUAUGUAAUAAACUGGACUAAACACCG
Molecule: messenger RNA, 3950 nt
Organism: Mytilus californianus (California mussel)
Lineage: Eukaryota; Metazoa; Mollusca; Bivalvia; Mytilida; Mytilidae
Exons: 1
Coding region: 1-1353 (450 amino acids)
Source: RefSeq, a predicted model, not a curated record